This is a messenger RNA of Corylus avellana, 1197 nucleotides long. RefSeq lists its product as uncharacterized. The record is from RefSeq and is a predicted model, not a curated record. NCBI's taxonomy places the organism in Eukaryota, Viridiplantae, Streptophyta, Magnoliopsida, Fagales, Betulaceae.
GGAAGGAAGCUCUUCCGAAAAGAAGUCCACGUGCUUAAUUUGCUUUUACGUUCAGAAAUCAGACAACACAAAACUGAAAGAGAGAUCGAUCGAUCAGGAUCUAUGAAGAGGCAGGAUCACAAUCUGGUGUCAUCAUCUUCUUACCGGGAAAAUAUUGCGCCGGAAACCCUCCAUGGGAGGAGCAUCGGAUGCAUGUCCGGCAUUAUCCACCUCGUUUGCAAAUACCAAAAUCGACACAAAUUCCUUACUUUCGGAAAGAAGCAGGAAAAGAAUGUGGUUUCUACUCCGACGAAGCUAAAACCCUCCUCGGCUUCCCCAUCAGCAGUGCAAGGACAGAGCAGAAAAGAGGUUGAUCUCCGGAGAUUCACUUGCGAUAUGCAAAGGAGCCCGACUCUGCCGGCGGACAUACGGCGCUCGCCGCAGAACUUCCCGACUCCUCCGGCGCUGGUGGCGAGGCUGAUGGGGUUGGAAGCAAUGCCGGAAUCGGCUGCCGACAAGAGAAGGAAGCUGUUAGGAGCGUUGGAGAAAUGCAACGAGGACUUGAACGCGCUCAAGAAGAUCAUCGAGGCCGUCCAGUCGUCGGAGCGGCAGAAAUCAACGCCCGCCGCAGACGCGGCGGCGACGAAAAGGUGUUGGGAGUUCAACGGCGAGCCGAGUCCCGUGUCAGUGCUGGACGAGUUCAGUGGUUCUCCUUGGAGCGCACGCUACUGCCACUCCGGACGCCACUCAAACGCUAUAGGGCGAGUGCAACAGCAGCAAAGGCAACUAAGGAAGAAGCCAGGGGAAGAGGAAAUGAUGAACAUAUAUUUCCAUGAGAGAAUGAGUGCAGAAGUAGCUCAAACGAGAGGGGAGAAGAAAAUGAGUAACAUAUGGAGCAGCAAAGCCAUGGUAGAGAGCUUAGAGGAGGUGUGCAGGGACAUUGCUUGGGGAGAGAGGAGGGAAAUUGGAAGAAUUGGGUUGGCUUUGCAGGAUCAUAUCUGCAGUGACUUGAUUGAAGAGAUUGCCAGAGAAAUGGGAUUUUAUGGCAUGGAUGCACUACCCUUUGAGGCAUGUAAGAGAAGACUCUGUUUCUAACUAAGUAUUGGUGUGUUUUGUAGCCUCUUUAUUGAAUAUAAAAUGUUUUUGCCAUAAACACUUGUUGUUUAAUGCCAUUUUAUUUGUUUGUGUUCUAUUGGAUGAGACCAGAGGAUUCAUUGG